This is a messenger RNA of Mercenaria mercenaria, 1743 nucleotides long. RefSeq lists its product as uncharacterized. The record is from RefSeq and is a predicted model, not a curated record. The transcript is spliced from 2 exons. Lineage: Eukaryota; Metazoa; Mollusca; Bivalvia; Venerida; Veneridae. The coding region runs from base 1082 to 1564 and encodes 160 amino acids.
ACUAGCCUCGAAGUAGGGUGGGAGACACUCAAAAGCAUUUCAUUGCCAUGAGCAGGGUUGAAACCCCAGACCUGUGGAUUGACUGUCAAGGAUGUUAAUUAGCAUUUGACCAGCCGUCUAGGCUACUGGAGUCGCAUUUUAAUUUUAGUAGUUGUCAUCUAUUGACUGGUUCCAUUUUUUGCUCAUUUUAUUCUUAAAUGAUCAGGGUUCUAGCCAGGCUAUUAUCGCCUGUCGCGUGCGACAUGCCUUCAGGCUUUGAGUUGUAUAUUCGACAUCCCUUAUUUCCCCCGUCAUCCCUUCAUUGCCAAAGCGACAUGUCUUAAACGCAUUCCAAUAAACACCGCGAUUAAUCCGAUAGUGUAUUCGAAAGUUGACCACGUGCUCACCCGAUAGUUCAAGUAAAGCAAUGUCAGUUAAGAUAUACGAUAAACCAAUGACAGCUUCCUAUGUAGAAACGUGUGACGUAAAUUUCAUCGUAGCUCCGCCUUUAAAUCCUUUGUGAUGUUUACAUGAAAGUGUUUUAAGAUUGUUUUAUGUAAUCAGAAAUAAUGACCAAUGACUUUCAACAAUUAUUGUCCGAACAUUUUUCGCAAUCAACGAAAGACAAUGGAAGGUACUAAGUCAAAAAUUGUGCAACACGUUAAAAUGAUUUUGAACAAUUCUCGGUGUAAUAUUAAUGUUUUUUGACAUGUAUGAAAAGUGUUUUCUCGGGUGGAAUAUCGAAAAGACAAUGCCAGAAUUAAUGUUUCUGUUGUCACUUUCAAAAUAGAACUUGUAGAGAAAAGUUUGAAAUAUUGUUGAUCUAUUACUUAAUUAUUGAUGAUGCCUGGAAUAAACGUAAAUCAGAGAGUGGGACAUUGUUAAAUAUGAACUAUUUCAAGAAGCUCUGGAAGGAGAACAAUGUUAGUGACUCAGUAAUAGAGGAGACAGUGCGAUGUGAAAAGCGAGACGAAUCUGUGAAUGACAUUCUUCCUGGACCAGGUACACCUGGGAAAACGGUCACAAAUUCAGAAUCCCAGCCACGCCGGAUGGCCAAAGGAAAUCAGGCAUUGAUCCAAAAUGGAAACAAGCGUUUCCCUGGAUGACAGUCUCAGAGAAUGGCCAAGGUAUGUUGUGUUCAGUAUGUGUAAAGCACCAGAGAAGGCCAAAGAAGUGUGUUCCUGGUAAAGCUGUGUGGGUUGAUAUUCCAUGUACCUCAAUAAGGCAAUCAUCUUUAGUAUUUCAUAAGGACUCAGACUCUCACAAGAAAGCAUUGGUAUUUGACGUUGCGGAAGCAAAAACAGGUGGUGGGAUUGAGGCAUGUUUUAUGAGGGAAGAACAUGUGAACCGUGAGGCAAUGACAGCAUCUAUGACACUGCUUUACUUUCCGUGUAAGGAGGAAAUUCCCCACACCACCAAACACAAACCUUUAGUUGAUGUAGCUAAGACAUUAGGAGUGGAUGUUCUAAAUAGUUUGGAGAAGGGGGAUAACGCCAAGUACACAAAAUUGAUAAGUUUACGUUGUCAUUCAGCAAAUAAAUUCCACAUGUGCAGUGCUAAAAUUGUGUUGUUUUAUGUAAAAUAAAUAGUGAACAUUUUCAGAAACUUAUAUAACUGGAUAAAUUUACAUUGUCAUUCAGCAAAUAAACUCUAGAGGAAUUUUUUAUGACACAUCACAUUAUCUCUAUUUGUUCUUGUUGAGCAUGUAAAUGAUGCUUAUUAAACAUUGAAAAUAACACUGUGUUUUUCACUCUGAAAUGCACC